Molecule: messenger RNA, 885 nt
Organism: Charadrius vociferus (killdeer)
Lineage: Eukaryota; Metazoa; Chordata; Aves; Charadriiformes; Charadriidae
Product: SH2 domain-containing adapter protein F-like
Exons: 6
Coding region: 1-885 (294 amino acids)
Molecular function (GO): phosphotyrosine residue binding
Source: RefSeq, a predicted model, not a curated record
AUGAACGACCGAGCCAGCCCAGAGCAGGGAUCGCGGGCUGUCCCCCCCUUCCCAGCUGACAGCAGCUGCUCUCCAGAGCCCCAACGCGGAGCUGGCAUCGCCGCUGUCGGGCCCAGCGGGGUUUCCAAGCCAUCUGGAGUCCCAGCGUCUUCACCUGCCCGGCCCGGGGUGUGUGUCCAUCCUCCACCCUCACUGGCUGACACCACCAGCAGACCGAACCCGGAUGAGUCGAUCGAGAAGACGGCUUCCUCGGAGGAGGGUAUCGCUGCUGCAUUGCAGCCGGUGGAAAGCCCCAACGCUGUCCUGGGCCAGUUGUGCCCAAACCCAGUUUCCAGCCAGCCCCAGGGCACGACGUGUCCCAGCUCUGCACCCCCCUGGGAGUGGAAGAAGGAUCACAUCUCGCGGGCGUUCGCAGUGCAGUUUGAGAGCCCCGAGCGCUCCCCCAGCCUGUCCCGGCAGCUGCCGCGGUCCCCCCGACCCACCGCGGGCGCCAGGCUGGGCUGUCCCCCCAGCCCCAGGCACGUGGACACCUCGCUGCCCCUGGAGAAGCAGGCGUGGUACCACGGCCCCAUUGGGCGGGCGGGCGCCGAGACGCUGCUGGCGCUGUGCCGCGAGGGCAGCUUCCUGGUGCGGGACUGCGAGACCAGCCCUGACGACUACUCGCUCUCGCUGAGGCACGGAGUGGCCGUGGUGGGGACACCUGGGCAGAGGGGCUGGGCUGAGCAGCCCAAAAAAAACGGUAAACAGAUUUUGGGGCUGGCCCGCGCCGGAGCCCCCUUCCCCUCGGUGCCCGAGGCCGUGCGACACUACACGGCGCGGGCGCUGCCCGUCCGCGGCGCCCGCCACCUCUCCCUGCUCUACCCCGUGGCCGCGCAGCCCCUGUGA